Anastrepha obliqua is the source of this 603-nucleotide messenger RNA. Its product is annotated as protein GVQW3-like. Lineage: Eukaryota; Metazoa; Arthropoda; Insecta; Diptera; Tephritidae. The coding region runs from base 1 to 603 and encodes 200 amino acids. The transcript has a single exon. The record is from RefSeq and is a predicted model, not a curated record. Gene Ontology annotation, molecular function: nucleic acid binding.
AUGGCGUUCGGUGACGAUGCUAUGGGCAUAACACAGAUUAAGGAGUGGUUCAAUCGGUUUAAAAACGGUCGCACAUCGGCGGAGAGCGAGCCACGCUCUGGUCGGCCAUCAAUAUGCCAACAUGAGGAUGUCAUUGCCAAAGUGAACGCUGUGGUGAUGCGGGACCCCCGUGUGACUACCCGAGAAAAUGCAGAAGAGGUAUAUUUCAGUACUUUUUCGGCUCACUCCAUUGUGACCCAAGAUUUGGCCAUGAAAAGAGUGGCGGAUAAAGUUGUGCCGAAGCUGCUGACGGCGGAGCAAAAGGAACUUUGUGUUGAAGUCUCACUGGACAUGCUGGACUCCAUAAACAAUGAUCCUGACUUCAUAAACACCAUUAUCACUGGUGAUGUCUCCUGGGUGUACGGGUACGACCUGGAAACCAAAAUGCAGCCGUCACAGUGGAAGCAUUUCACGUCACCAAGACGCAUUCAAAGACCGACAAGAGCACUAAAUAAAAUGUUACGUUCACACUGCUUGACAGCAACUGACGCUAGCGACAGCCGGGAAAAAUGCACACAUGUGCAGAAAGGUUACAGGUCUGCUAAUGCAAGCGCGCGUAAUUAA